Neoarthrinium moseri is the source of this 1728-nucleotide messenger RNA. RefSeq lists its product as uncharacterized. Gene Ontology annotation, molecular function: carotenoid dioxygenase activity. Gene Ontology annotation, biological process: carotene catabolic process. The coding region runs from base 1 to 1728 and encodes 575 amino acids. The transcript is spliced from 6 exons. Lineage: Eukaryota; Fungi; Ascomycota; Sordariomycetes; Amphisphaeriales; Apiosporaceae. The record is from RefSeq and is a predicted model, not a curated record.
AUGGCGGCAACGGGUAUUUCAAGCAGCAUUGACGUCAACAAGCUGGAGGGAGUAACCUACAACAACUACUUCGUUUCCGAAGCCAACCUCAAGUAUGUCCCGCCGUAUCUUCGCGACACCGCGGAGACUACUGAGGAGGUCCGUUGUCCCACCAAGGGAAUUUGGCCGACAUGGCUUGAGGGAACGUUUGUAAGAAUCGGUGCAGGCCGGUUCACAAUCCCCCUAUCUGAAGACGGAUCCAAGCCCAAUGCUAUUUUGCAGCACUUCUUUGAUGGGCUUGGGAUCUUGCACAAAUUUCGCAUGUCCAAUGGCCAGGUUCAUUACAGCAGCAGGCAUACAGCCGAAGGUGUUGCGCGGAAGGCCAAGAAGAACGGCUUCGUUCAGACCACGAUGUUUGGUCCCAAUGCGAACACGCCAUUGAAGGAUGCUCAGGAUCCAUGCUCCGCGCUGUUUGGUGCUCAGCAAUCGAUGUUCUUUCCAACCGAAUUUGUCGCCCCCGACGAAGUGAACAUGAAUGUUGUCCCUCGUCGGUCAAUGCACUUGCCUCCUGACAAAAACCCUUACUCUAGAGGUGUCGCCUCUGAAGCACCCGAGACCGAGGAGAUCCUCAUUCAUACUGAUUUUAACAUGCUUCAAGUCUGUGACGCCAAGACUCUCGCCCCAAAGCGACUUCUUACGUAUGCCGAAAUCGACCCUCAACUGAAAGGCUAUGGUAUCUGCGCUCACCCGCCCAAAGACAGACAAAGGGGCCAAACUUUCAAUACCAUCAUUUCUGAAGAUGGUGUCAUGUCUGUCUUUGCGCUUGAUAUCAAAGCAAAGCCUGCGAAGGUUCUAUGGAAGACCGCCUUGCCCUGUGCCCCUUGCUAUAUUCAUUCCCUAGCCAUGAGCGAUAAAUUCGUUGUUUUCAUUCGCAAUCCGCUUCACAUGGAUGUAAGCGAUAUGACCAAGCAAGUUAUGAAUAUGAUCGAAUACGAGCCCGAGUCGCCUACUCAAUUCUUCGUGCUCGACAAGAUGACGGGAGCCCACAUCUCGACGUUUAAUGGAAACGGUUUUAUGUUUUUCCACUCCGUCAACGGCUAUGACUACGUAGACCCAGUGACGAACGAGACGAACAUACACGUGGACCUCUGUUGUUACAAAGGAACAUACGUGACGUACCGAGAGUACAAUCUGUCAAACAUUGCAGAUCCGGCCGCACCAUUCCAGCAAGGUACCCUUGUACGUUACGAACUCGCGGAUGUUCUAAAGGGAGAUCCCUCCAAACCAGGCCUCGCCACAACCGCAGCAGCUAUAAACGGUGUUCCCUCAGAGCUCCCCCGAAUUGCAAAAAGCGCUUCUAUGCAACCAGGAUACCGCUAUGUGUACUUCACUGCUGGAAAUGCGGGUGCGAGUCCCGCUACUGAGGUCCCGAUGGGAAGACUGGGGAAUGGGCUCAAGGUGGUGCAAGCGGCUGUAUUCGGAAGCUUAGCUAAGUCCGACUGGCAGACUGGGACUUUCAUCAGAUGGCAACCUGAAAAUGGGGAGAGCUGCCCCUGUGAACCUGUGUUUAUCGCACGCCCUGGUGCUCGAGACGAAGAUGAUGGUAUCGUGCUGACAAUCGUCUGCAAUAGGAAGGGCACGCACAGUAUCUUGGUCGCUCUGGAUGGGAAGACUUUCAAAGAGAUAGCCAGGGCAGACAUGCCACAGGUAUAUGGCCUCGGGCCUCACGGUUCUUUUAUUGAGGCUUGA